AACUUGAACACAUUUCUUAGCUAUAAUUGAUACGUUGUACUCUUUCGGCACUUGAAAGUUCGUUUAGGCCGCCAAGCUUGCAACGCCCUUUCGCACACACUGUGCGAAUUGCACAAGCGCUUAUUGUAUUGUCUUUGUGGCAUCAGUAAAUCACCUGUUGACAAGGUCUUGGCCGCUAAAUUGGGCUUAAGCUAAGUCCGGAACCUCGACCGUCGCAAGAGUUGUUGUGGCGGAGGCGACGCCCUUGGCGAGCCUCGCAUCGACAGCCCGCUUGACGGCACGAUGCACACGUUGAAUGCACAACGUUUGGCUAAUGUGGGCCAGGCUGGCAACGUCGCGACCUCCGCGAGCAGCCGGCGAACGGCCGUGCUCGGUCGGCCGUCGCCGCUGCUAGGGCCGCUCGCUCCCCUGAGCUCGGGUGACUCCUCUUCGCUGCCGCACCACAUCUUGCCAAACAGCUCCAGCGCCGGCAGCAUCAACUCCACACACUUCAGCCGGGGCGUCUGCUGCGCCAGCAGCAGCGGCACGCAGUCCACGCCCGCCACCGCCGCCACCGCGGCGCCGGGCGACUGGUCCAAGCGCCUGCUCUCCGUCGCAAAGACAAAGGGCAAGAAACAGCCCGGCGGCGGCAGUUCACCCACGCCCGACGCCGACAUCUUCUCGCCCGCCAAGCCGGCCGCCAACAAGAAGCCCGUCAGCAAGCUAGACAUCCCCGGCCUGUCGUACUACGAGGGCCGGCCGGACGAUGAGGACGAGGAUAUGGAUCUGGAUGACAUGGAACCUGGAUCCGAAAAGAAGCGGCUGCCGGCGGAGAUGCGCUGCUUUGACACGGCACGCAUCUACCUCAAGGGAGGUGACGGCGGCAACGGCUGUGUGGCGUUCCGGCGGGAGAAGUUUGUGGAGCACGGCGGGCCGUCGGGCGGCAACGGCGGCCGCGGCGGCAACGUUUGGGCGGUGGUGGACCCCAACCUCAACUCGCUGUCGGUGUUCAGGGGGCAGGUGCACUUCCGCGCCGAGGGCGGUGUGAACGGCCAGGGCAGCAACUGCGAGGGGGCGGACGCGGAGGACCUGAUCGUGCCCGUGCCGGCAGGCACCAUCAUCCGCCGCAAGGACGCGGAGGAGGAUGAGCCGCCGCUGGCUGAGCUGCUGAAGCCGGGUGAGAAGGCGCUGCUGGCGGUGGGCGGGCGCGGCGGGCGCGGCAAUUUCAGCUUCAAAACCAGCCGCGACCGGGCGCCCACCAUUGCGGAGAAGGGCGAGAAGGGCGAGGAGCUGUGGGUGGACCUGGAGCUCAAGGUGGUGGCGGACGCGGGCAUCAUCGGUGUGCCCAACGCUGGCAAGUCCACGCUGCUAAGUGUCAUUACCGCCGCCCGACCCAAGAUCGCUAACUACCCCUUCACCACGCUCGUGCCCAACCUGGGCGUGUGCGAGAUGGACUACAGCACGACGGUGUUUGCGGACGUGCCGGGGCUGCUGGAGGGCGCGCACGAGGGCCUGGGGCUGGGCCACGAGUUCCUGCGGCACGUGCAGCGCUGCCGCGUGCUGGUGCAUGUGGUGGACGGCACCAGCCCCGACCCCGUGGGCGACUUCAACGCCAUCAACCUGGAGCUGGAGCUGUUCAACCCGGACCUCAAGGAUAAGCCGCAGCUGGUGGCCUACAACAAGGUGGACAUCCCCGACAGCGGCGACUUCUGGGAGAUGGUGCGCGAGCAGCUCACGACGGAGCUGGGCGUGCCCGCGGACCGCAUCUUCCCCAUCAGCGCAGCCACCGGGCAGGGCGUCAUCGAGCUGGUGCGUGCGGUGCGCGGCGUGUUGGACGAGCUGGGGCCGCAGCAGCUGACGUACGAGACCAACGCACUCAACCAGACGGCGGUGCAGCGGCGCGAGGUGCGCAUCGACGACUUCACAGUGGCCAUGGAGGACCUGCCGCCGGGCAGCGCCAGCACCGCGCCGCGUGUGUUCUACGUGGAGGGCGAGGGCAUCGAGCGCUUCGCGCAGAUGACCAACUGGGACUACUACGAGGCGGUGAAGCGCUUCCAACGCGUGCUGGAGGUGUCGGGCAUCAACGGAGCGCUCAAGGCCCGCGGCGUGCGCCAGGGCGACUCCGUGGUGAUUGGCGAGACGGAGUUCUCCUGGAGCGACGACCAGUCCGACGGCGCCGUGUACGACAGCUGGGUGAAGGACAUGAAGGACCGCGGCGUCAACAGGCAGGGCAGCGCGCGGUGGCCGCACCCCGACGUGCGGUAGUGGGGCGCUGCAGGGACGGGCGGGGGCGCCGUUGUUGGAAGGGUCCUGGUGGGCGGGUGGAUGGACAGCAUGGGCACGGGCGCGUUGUAUAUGGUGCUUGGAGGUGGCGCCCGGAGGAGGCCCGAGGUGGAUGUGUUGGGCUCGUGAGCUGCAGGGUGCGUGCGCGGCUGUGGCGUGGAGGGCGAUUGCCGGUUGGGAAAGGACGCAAGCAGGGCUGUGUGUUUGCGGCGCGUGCACGCGCGGACGGUGCAAAGGCAUGGUGGUGGUGGGCUCGGAACUGAGGCUGGAGGUUAGCUGGCUGUGCCUCUUUAAAGGCAGUGGUGUGUGGGGCGGCUAGGUGGUGAUGAGGUGCGGCGACAGCCCUAUGAUUUCUUCAGUCCUGGACUUCUGGCGCUUCCCUCUGAUACGCCGGUAAGUGGACAAUGUCUGCGAAGCUUAGAUUUCUGGCUGUCUGUUUUGCAGACUUUGCUGGUGAGCAUAGCAUGGCACGAUGUGUGGUAGGAUUUGUUGCUGUGUGGUUUGUCGCCUGCUGUGUAGUGUGCUGUGCUGACGCUUGACAGCGGGACGUGGCUGGACGGCGGGACGUGACUGGACGCAUGUCGGGCACGUUUGCGCACGUGGUAGGAUUCGUAAUACGGUAUCUCUGUCG
This is a messenger RNA of Chlamydomonas reinhardtii, 2893 nucleotides long. RefSeq lists its product as uncharacterized. The transcript has 9 exons. Lineage: Eukaryota; Viridiplantae; Chlorophyta; Chlorophyceae; Chlamydomonadales; Chlamydomonadaceae. Gene Ontology annotation, cellular component: mitochondrion. Bases 283 to 2244 code for a protein of 653 amino acids. The record is from RefSeq and is a predicted model, not a curated record. Gene Ontology annotation, molecular function: magnesium ion binding; GTP binding; GTPase activity.